This is a messenger RNA of Rubroshorea leprosula, 648 nucleotides long. Lineage: Eukaryota; Viridiplantae; Streptophyta; Magnoliopsida; Malvales; Dipterocarpaceae. The record is from the annotation of a GenBank genome assembly.
AGAACUAAGAAGUCAAGGGUAUUAUUAAAGAAAGAAAGAAAAAUAUUCGGGCAAGUUUCCCAUGAGUUAGAAAUCGUCAAUGUGCCCGCAAGUGUUGCAUGGGAGCUCUAAGGCACCCCAAGAUUCUGGAAGCUUAUCCAGAAGGGUUCAAGGAUGUCAUUCACAAGCUGGAGCUUGUAGAAGGAGAUGGAGGCGUCGGCACGAUUAUCAAACUUGACCUUGUACCAGAAUCAGGGGUAAUACCUGGGAUUACUUGGUACAAGGAAAAGUUCACCAAGAUUGACAAUGAGAAACGAGUGAAGGAGACAGAGGAUGUGGAAGGGGGAUAUCUGGAUUUGGGCUUCACUCUGUACAGAGUUCGGUUCGAGGUCAUAGAGAAAGAUAAGGAUUCAUGCAGCAUCAAGUCAACCGUUGAGUAUGAUAUCAAAGAGGAAGCUGCAGCUAAUGCCUCCAUCAUCACCAUUCAGCCACUGGCGAAGAUCGCAGAACUUGCAAAAGAUCAGCUCAUUAGCAUCAAAGCUUAAUUAAUUAAGCAUUUAAUUAUGUUGCAUGCACUUGCUUUGGUUUGGUUAACUUUCAUUAAGCAAAAUUAAUAAACUUAAUUAUCUAGCACUUGAUGUUGUGAGUUAAUAAAUUCGUGAAUAUACU